This is a messenger RNA of Porites evermanni, 567 nucleotides long. NCBI's taxonomy places the organism in Eukaryota, Metazoa, Cnidaria, Anthozoa, Scleractinia, Poritidae. The record is from the annotation of a GenBank genome assembly.
AUGGAUGACGAAAUUGCGAUGGGAGAGGACAAGAGUUGUGUAGUGAAAAACGAUGGCGGAAGAAACAAUUAUGUCAUCUAUCUGACCAAUGAGCACGACUUUACUCAUACGAUAAUUGAUGAAUCAGAAACACUCGGGCAAAUUUACCUCGUUAAGAAGACAAAAUAUGGUAACGGAUAUUAUAAGAUUUCCCCUGACGAUAUUGGUUACGAUGAGGAAACGCAAACCAUAGUGAUCUUCAUGAAAGACAAUAAUGGUCUGAGGCAUACGUUCACUGGGAGAAUUAUUAUCAAACGAACAAAACCAGGCGAUGUUAAAGAGAUGAGGCUUUAUCUGGCUGACCCCGAAGGCCAACCACAAGUUAAAUGCAACAUUAAAAGCUUAGAUGAUGAAAACCUUGACUGUUCGUUGAGUUAUACACUGGGGCAUAGCUCGAUUAACAGAGGAAUUGGAAGUCGAAAUCAUGAAUGGUAUAUUGAUGAUCGACCUGUGCCAAGCGUCCCGUUUCACUAUCAUCUGGAUACCAAUUUAAAAGCUGAUCCGAUUCCUGGCCUUUGUGGAGACUUU